GCUAACCGCUCCCCCCACCCAAUUUCCAAACAUUUGUCCCAUUCACGGAGCCAUGACUGAAUCCUCUGAGUUCAAGCCCUUCGCGGCACAGCUGUCCAAUGUUUACCUCACCAUCUUGGCGCUGUUCUGCUUCAAGCUCUUCGUCAGAAUCACGCUGAACCUACUGACGUACUUCUAUAUAAUCAGGGGGAACCGUAAAGAAGCGGCCAGAAUAUCCGCAGAGUUCUACGAUUCUGGCCAAGGACAGACUGGUUUGGCAGUAAUAAAGGGAUGAAGGCAGGUGAUGACGAUGACAAGGAUGUGUGGAACGCCACGGCGGGCAUUAUGGAGAUCGACUCAGGGCCAUGGGUAGAUAGGACACCCCUCCAUGACGCAGCCUAUCACGGAAGACUGCUCUGUCUUAAGACCCUCAUCUUUCAGGGUCACAGUGUGAAUGCCCUGACGAUAGACCACGUGAGCCCUCUUCAUGAAGCCUGUAUUGGCAACCAUGUUUCCUGUGCACGGGCCCUCAUUGAUGCUGGUGCUAAUGUGAAUUUGAGCACCAUAGAUGGCGUUACGCCCCUGUUGAACUCGGUCAUUGUGGGCAGUGUGGGAUGUGCGGAGUCCCUCCUGGAGAGCGGGGCAAGACCCCAGGCCGCCGCCACCUGUCAGCCCUCCCCCCUUCAUGAGGCAUGUGCCCGAGGCCACAUUAAGUGUGUGGAAGCCCUGAUUACCUGGGGGGCGGAUGUGGACAUGGACCUGCCUGCCAGCGGGACACCUCUCUACACCUCAUGCCGUACUAGGCACCCCUUGUGUGCCAAGAGACUGCUGGAUGCAGGAGCAGACGUUCAGCUGGGCACGGCGAUGGACACACCGCUACACAUGGCUGCAGAGAGGGACUGCACUGAGCUUGUGCAGCUCCUGCUGGAGUUUGGGGCCGACGCCAACGUGAGAAACGUGGAGUUCAAGAGGCCUGUUGAGUCAGCGCCACCCGGCAGUCUCACUGAAGGCUUUCUGCUUGUGUAUGAGGCUACCCCACGUAUCUUGAGCCAUUUGUGCCGUCAGCGAAUCAGAGAAUGUGCUGGUCGCCAGAGACUUCACCUGCUCCCCAGCCUGCCUCUUCCUAAAGCUCUCAGAAACUUUGUGUGCUUCAGAUAGUGACACCAGUUCUGCUGCUGGACCCCAAAGUAGCCUUUGGUGCCAUAGAUGUUUGGUUCCCCAAAAGCACUUUCCCAUGCAUGCAUUUUUGAAUGUUUGUUCUUCUCAAGUUCAUUUCAGCAUCUAUGUUGCUUUAAUAAAACUUCAUAAAAUCUAUUAACAAUUAAAAAGUAUAGGCUACAUAGGCCUCUUUUCUUAAUCUUUGAGCAUAGGCUAUAGCCAAAGAAUGUAACCAUAGCACUGCUACUACAAUAACAAUGCUACUACAAUAACACAGCCAUUAUGCCAACUACAAACCUCUGGAGACUUUUCAACGUUUGUAUUCCAAGCCAGAGGUGGCAGUAAAAGGGUUUUCUGGCGCCAAAUCCUUGAGGCCCGAUGGAAGUCCGUUGUCAUAGAGAUGUAAACAAUAAAGUCUAAACUCUCACCCCGUUGGGUUUU
Molecule: messenger RNA, 1578 nt
Organism: Alosa alosa (allis shad)
Lineage: Eukaryota; Metazoa; Chordata; Actinopteri; Clupeiformes; Clupeidae
Gene: asb5a
Product: ankyrin repeat and SOCS box containing 5a
Exons: 8
Coding region: 271-1137 (288 amino acids)
Biological process (GO): positive regulation of protein catabolic process; protein ubiquitination; intracellular signal transduction
Molecular function (GO): protein binding
Source: RefSeq, a predicted model, not a curated record